This is a messenger RNA of Daphnia carinata, 1991 nucleotides long. Its product is annotated as histone H3.v1-like. The coding region runs from base 139 to 1563 and encodes 474 amino acids. The record is from RefSeq and is a predicted model, not a curated record. Lineage: Eukaryota; Metazoa; Arthropoda; Branchiopoda; Diplostraca; Daphniidae. The transcript is spliced from 2 exons.
CAGCCGCAGCCCUGCCGCAAGCGCGUGACACGUAAAUUUAUAAAAACGUGUGAGUUUGCAGCGAAUGAAUUCAAACGUUCUUUAGUCGUCGCAUUCAACGCAAGUUCCAGAACGGACAGUGUCGUCUCUUUCUCCAUCAUGUUAUCUACAAAAGUGCUACUGGCUAUUCUGUUUGUUGUGAUGGCCAGUCAGGCGCAUCCAGUGUCUCGCCCGUCUCCUGGAUUCUCUUAUUUCAGCCGGAGCAACAAGUUGCUCUACAAUCACGAAAUGGUGCCGACAACGCCCAAGUCAGCCUACCGUUCGGCCAUCGGAGCAUCGGGUAAGAUCUAUAAUGAAGCAAUCACUAACAAGCCCAAAACAGGACCGUACGGAAUGACGUUUUUCAAACGCAAAUCGGCCGGCGGACGCAACAAAACGGAGAUCGUCGACACGUUAGCGAAGAAGGCCGAUUUAGUGGAGGUGAAGAAAGCCAAUCAUUACGAAAAGAAAAUCGAUAAAUACUUUAGACAAUCAUCGGCUCUGGCUGGAAAUAAAACUGAAGUUCCAGCCGACGAUGUCGCCGUAAAGAAAUCAAUCGUGAAGGUAUCGGCCAACGCGACGGAGGCUGCGGCCGUUAAAUUGCCGUUAGAAUUGGCUGAAGUGAAGGCAUCCGAGAAAUCGGAGGAAGAAUCUCCCGACCAUGAGAAAUCGGAAGAAGAAGAAUCUUCCGACAAAGCGAAAAGCGAAGGCAAAUCGUCGGAAGAAUCUUCGGAAGAAUCGUCAGAAGGAUCGGGAUCCUCGUCGGAAGAAUCUUCGGAAGAAUCAUCGGAAGAGUCUUCCGAAGAAUCAUCCGGUGAAUCCUCUUUAGAAGAAGAAGAAGAGUCGGAAGGUGAUGGACCGAAAUCAUCGGGACGGACACCCAAUGGAACCGUCGACUCGGCCGACGUGUUCCCCGAAAUGCAGCGCCUCCACAAGAAGUACGGCAUCACGACGAAGGGAACCCAACUGCUAUUCAUUUCUGGAUUGCAUCCGUCGCAGCAAACCAAUAACAAGACGCUGUCUGCAACGACGCCCGAAGCCAAGAAAACGGAUAAAGCCGUCCGUGAAAAAUCGAUCGCUUCAACCGCGGAGAACGAUCGUCAAACGUCGACGACCGAAUCGAGCGAGAAGAAAAGCCAAGCCGUUCCGGCGGUGGUGGUGGAUGCGACACGGCGCGUUGAUUGGUCACCCGAGCUGAAAGUGAAAGACGAACAGAUUGAGGAGGUGCCAAUCAAACCGAAAGUUCGCGGUCAGCAUCUGUUCUUCUCGGCGAUGAACCGAGGCAGACCAGCGACGACCAGCAGUGUGGCAACGUCGCAAGCGCGUGUUUACAGCUCGGCUCAAGCGCCGAACGCGACCGGGAGGGCUUCCUCGCAGCCGAGGCAAAGAACGCCGAUCGGCCUGACACCUGGCGGGACACAUCAAGCGAAUUGGGACGAUGAUUUCUUCCCAUCCAUAUCGAAACCUGUCAAUAACAAUGCGUUGCGAUUUUUCCGCUCAACCGCAUCGGCUUCGAGGGCCCGCACUUUAGCGAGAACUGGUUGAAAACAGACAAGGUCGACUUUCACCCCACCCCCCGUCCAGCGGCAUCCAGCAGCACCUACCAUUUCAUCAUAUCUAGGACAAAUUUUUAUUAUUCUUCAAUUUGCAUGUGGCUAUUUUUAUUAUUUGUAUUGGCAUCGUAUUUAUUGAUACUUCUGCUGGAUUAUUUUAUUGGAAAAUAAUGUCCAGCACCCUGGAGUAUAUAUCGUAAUUGAGUUUUUUUAAUUUUUUUUCAAAGGACGUGUGCACAGAAUGUGAACGUUCGUCGAUGUCACAAUGUCAUUGCUUUGUAUAUUUUUGGGUAAAUUAAUUCUAAAUGCGAUUUGAUAUCAAAAAUAGUUCGCCAUUAACACCCCGCCCCCCAACCAUCCCUUGCUUCAUUCUAUUUUUUUGUUUGUUUGUAAGGAAACAAUAAACGGAUUUUUACAGUA